CUCGCUUGUAGUACCCAGUAUGGCUCUAACUACAGUAGAGUAGAGCAAUGAGAGCAGUCGGCUCAGGCAUGGGGAACGAUAGAGCACGCGUAAGGGAAUCGACGCCGGAGUUGUGAUGUAAGCUGCGGGUUUCCGGCGGUCAAGGAAGUGGCGUUCCAGUGAAUUGCUCAACGCUUUUAGGGAGCUAAUACCAGAAACACGAACACGAUGUCAGCUCGCUCCCUGUACUGCUCAAACUUCAAUGGCGUAUUAUGCUAGUAGUGGCAAUGAUGGCUGCUGCGGACGACCAAUCAGAGCACGCCACGUUGUCAGCGGAGAACAGACGACCCGCAGCGGGAAGGAGUAACUGCUAGGGCGGAGAUUAAUUUCCGUUGUGCUGACGAAGCGCGUGGGAAGGAGGAAGGUCCUAAGGACGACCGCGAGUAAGGAAAACGCGGAUUCUAGGUUUCUCUUUAAGGAUAAGGCGGUAGCCACGGCUGGCGGUGGGUCCUCGUUAGAGUCUCAGGAAGGAUGCGAGGAUAUAGGUGUCCGAAGACAUGCUUAUAUCGGGGAUGGCGAGAGCAGUCACGGAGUUGGAAGGUCAGGAGGAGGAGGAGAGGGAUGCGGGACGGGUACCGAAGUCGGAAACGAUAAUUUGAGAAAACCGAAGAUCAUGACGGAUAGUGGGAGCGCAGAGAAAGAGAAGAAUGACUCGCUUACUCAGCUGGGGGAAGAGCAGCAGCAGGAUCGGAUGCAGAGUGAGGAGGAGCAGCAAGUGAGGGAAGAGCAGCGGCAGCAGCAACAGGCACAUCUGCACCUGGACGAUAGUCUGUUAGGCCUCCAGCACAGGCCUUCGGGCGUUGCUCCGUGGUCUCACAGCACGGCUCACGGCCGAGCUACUGGUCCCUUAGAGGACCCAAACAGGCUGGAUGUGCAACCAGGUGGUACCAGUCCUUCAGGCCUCCUGCACAGGCCCUUGGGCCUUGCUUCACGGUCUCACGGCACGGCUCAGGGCUUAGCUGUGGGUCCCUUAGGGGAACCAGACAGACUGGAUGCGCAACUAGGCGCAGUAACAAGAGAUAAGGUGGUAACCAGAGACACGGUGGUAACCAGGGACAUGGUGGUAACCAGAAACACAGUGGCAAUCAGAGACACGCCUCUGGGAGGCCCAGGCACCACCGGUGGAUUUAACAGCGCAGAUCUGACGGCGGGGAUUGAGCCAGACCAUCUCCAUCCAACAGAGAGGAAUGGCCGAGGAGAGAGUCAGAGGCCGGCCAGGAGAGGUCAUGGGAUUGGUGGGAGGCUGGCGAGGGCAGGAGGCGAGGGGCUUGGAGGGAGAUCAACGAGAGUAGGCGGGGCGGGGGGAUGGCUCGCUGUGCACCUUGCUGCUGCUGGGCUAACGCCAAACGCCGGACUAACUCCACCUGCUGCUGCUGCGGCUCCUUCUCCUGCUGCUGCUGCUGCUGCGGGUGCUCCUGCGCCUGCUCCUGCUCCUGCUGCGGGUGCUGCUGCUGUCGCGGCGGCUGCUGCUCCUGGGGGUGGUGCCGCCGGUCGGUUUGUAGAAGGAAGAGAGGAGGCUCUGCUGGUGCCUGCGUUACACAGUGGGUUACACAGUGGGUUACACAGUGGGUUACACAGUGGGUUAUAUAGUGGGUUGCACAGUGGGAGUGGGGGGACAGGUGGGACUGAGGAUAGGAUCUUAGGCCAGUCAGAUUCUGAUGACCGACUUCCAGUAGGGGUUCUCCUGCCACGUCAGCAGCAGCAUACUGAUCGGCAUCAGCAGGAGCUGCCACGUCAUCUGCAGCUGCCAGCUCAUCACCAGCAGCUACCGAGUCAGUUCCCACAACCCUGGCACAUGUGGCACGACCAGCACCAUCACCGUCAUCAUCACCAUCUCAAUCAUGAUCCCCCUCAGCGGCAGCAGAACCACCACCAUCAAGAGCAGGAUAAUCACUCUCAUAACCAUUUUCUGCAGCAGCAGUUGCAGCAUCGGUUGCAGCAGCACCACCAAUUGCAACAGCGCCUGUUGCAGCAGCACCAACAGCAGACUCAGCAGCUUUACCAGGAGCAAGGGGGAAGGGGAGGAGAAGAGGUGGAGGUGGAGGAGGAGGAAGAGGAGGAGGCUGUAGCAGGGUUUAGUCAGGAGGAGCGGUGUGAAUGGGUGGGUAGGAGAGGAGUUGGGCUGCUUUGGCGGAGGGGAGGCAGAGGAAGGGGAGGGGAAGAGGUGGAGGUGGAGGAGGAGGAGGAGGAGGCUGUAGCAGGUUUUAGCCAGGAAGAGCGGUGUGAAUGGGUGGGUAGGAGAGGAGCUGGGGAAGGGGAGUGUAGACAAGAGGAUGAGGGAAGAGCAGGAGAAGGAGACGGGGGAGGAGGAGGAGAAGGAGGAGGAGCAAGAGGAGGAGGAGGGGGGGAGACAGAACAAUUUUCUCUCUGGAGAUCCACAGGAAGAAACCGAGCCAAGCCAGACGCAGGCUCGGCAGGAGGUCCGGGUCUAGGCCUGGAACUUGGUCUGGGAAUAGACCUGGAGACAGGUGCGGGGGGGUUUCAGGCAGAAGGGACGAGUGCAGAAUGGAGAAACCCGCGGGUAAUUAGUGCUGUGGAUUUUCCUGCACCUGCUACAGCUGCUAGGGGUGGACUUGCGUCCGUUUCUGCUGCUGUGGCUGCUCGUGUUUCCUCGCCCACUUCUACUGUAGCAGCUGGGGUGUCUGUCUCGUCCCCUGCGUCCUCCCUUGCCUCUCAGCUGCCUUUCUUGGGGCGUGGGUCGUCUUUGCAUGGGCCGGAGUGGGGUAGAGAGGUGAGAGAAGGGAGGGAAAGGAGGAGUGGGAGAGGGGGGAGGGAGGGUAGGGAAGUGAGGGAAGAGAGGGAAGAGAGGGGCGGGGAAGUAGAGAAGGAGGAGAGGGAAGGAUGGGACGAGCAACAACAACAUGAGCAGCAGGAAGCACGGGCAGAGGAAGUGGGGUUGGCGUGCUUGCAGCAAGACGAAUAUGCCCAGGUGCAGCAGCAGACACAGCAGCAGCAGCAGCCGCAAAGCCAGCCACAACAGCAGGAGCAGCAGAAGCAUAAGCAGCAGGGGGAGUCAGACCAACAAACACAUCAAGCGGGGCUCAUAGGGGCACAAGCGGGGUUGACCAGGGCACAAGUGCGGUUGACUGCGGUUGAAGCACGGGUGACAGGGGCACAAGCAACUAUUGUCACUCCACCGCACAUGGGAGGUCCCUCUGCCGCUUUGACGUCACUCCCCCAAACCUUACCUCGAGGAUUGGGCCGAACCACGGACGGGUUCGGUGCCGAACCUCGGGCUCUGGCAAGCACAGCAACUGGCCGGGAUCUCUCUCCUCUGCUACCUCGGAACGAAGGCAAGGAGAGUGUUGGGGGGGCUUUUAGAACUAAUGCUUUUAAAGGAGGUGUUUUUAAAGGGGGUGGUUUUAAAGGGGGGAGUUCUACUCCCAGCGGGCAGUGGUUUGCCCGGCUCAUCAAGCCGAAGGUUCCCGUGGUUGGGAAUAGGAUGAUAGAGAGGGGAGAGGAGAGGGGGGCGGAGGGUGAAAAGAAGAUUGGAGGUAGGCUCGGGGGCCAAGGGGUCGGGAGUGAGCAGCCUAGGAUUUUAGGGUUUCCAUUUCAGACAGCUCCGCAACAGCAACAUCAGAACCAGUCGCAGCAGCAGCAGGAGCAGCAGCAGCAGCGAAGGUGCGGUGAGGAGGCAGAACCGAGCAGGGCAGGAGGGUGGAGAAGAGGAGCAGGUGGAGCGCAGCAGCCAGGGGUCGACGGAGGGGGGGAUGGGAGGAGAAGGACUCAAGAACCAAGUGAAGUACAAGGAGCAGAAAUCCGUAGAUCUCCAAGCCCGCUAACCGUCCUUCAGUACCAAAGGUUCUCCUCAUCGGUUAAAGGUGGAUCUGGAGCAGCAGCAGCAGCAGCAGCAGCAGCAGCAGCAAUAGGAAUACCCAUGCCGGGAGCAGCUAUCCCAGGGGCAGCAAUGUUAGGAGCACUUGUGCCAGGAGCGGCUACGGUGGGAGCAGUUAUGCCAGGAGCGGCCACACUGAGAGCAGCCGGAAACCCUAACCCUAAUUUGAGGCCCUUGACAAACCCUAAUUUUGCCUCAAGCCCUUGGUCGAAUCCUAACCCUAAUCUCAACCCUUUGCGAAACCAUAAUUUGAGUGCUGGGCUUGACGUGGGCAGGGAGGCAGUUAGUGCCGGCGUUGGUGCGAGUGCAGUGAUAGGCGGGGCUGCUGCUGCUGCUGCUGCUGCUUCGGUCCGUGCUUCUAUUCGCCCGUCUGCUGCGGCUGCUGGUGCUGUUGCUAGGGCAGCGGCUGGUAUGGAAGUGCUCCCAGCCGUUUCCAUACCUGAUGCAGCAGGUUCGGCAAUCCACGCACCUGCAGGCUCGGACUCCCUUGUUGCGGCAAGUAGAUGUGUGGGCGGGCCAGUGGCAGUAGGGAAAGGCGGGUGGAGGGCGCGUGGGAGGUGGCAGAGGGACAGCGAAGGAGAUGAGAGGGGGGAGGCAGGGGAAGCGGCGGGUGAGGCAGAAGGGCCAUAUGCUGCAGGAGUAGUGAGGAGUGAGUGGAAGGGGGAGGCAGAAGGGCCGUAUGCUGCAGAAGCAGUGAGGAGUGAGAGGAAGGGGGAGGCAGAAGGGCCGUAUGCUGCAGAAGCAGUGAGGAGUGAGAGGAAGGGGGAGGCACGGGAGGCAGACCAUGUGAGAGAGGCGCAUAUAGAGCUGCAGUUUGCUAAGGAAACUCGGGUAGGUGAAGCAGCAGGAUUGCAUGAUUGCCUGGUGGGAACCGACGUAGGCAGGGGGGGCAUGAGGGGCGUGGGGGAGUGUGCAGCGGGAUUGCGGGAUAAAAUGCAGGAUAAAAUGCAGGAUAAAAUGCAGGAUAAAAUGCAGGAUAAAAUGCAGGAUAAAAUGCAGGAUUGCCUGGGGAGAACGGGCUAUUUGAGGUAUGGAGUGACUGCUGCUGGGAUGGCGAUUGAAGGGGGCCGUAAGGAGGGGUUAGGAGGGAGGGAGGGGAUGGGCGGGAGGGAUGGUGUGGGAGGAUUGUUGGAUUUGCGGUUGGGGAAGGAAAGGGAAGUGCACGAUGUGAGGGAGAGAGAGAGCGAGAAAGGGGAUGGAGGACUGGAAAGAGAGAGAGAAGGCGGGAGAGAGCAGGGUAGAGGAAAGAGAGGGCGGGAGGAGAGUGACUGGGGUCAGAGGGAGAGGGGGGAUCAGAGGGAGAGGGGGGAUCAGAGGGAGCCUUCUAGGCAGGAGAGAGACGAGGGGAGAGGGAAGAGACGAGGGCAUAGAGGGGUGAGAGACGGUGAGAGAACAGAAAAGGAUAGAGAGAGGAGGAUAAGAGAUAAGGAGAAGGCAUCCGUGGGGGGGUUGCUAGAAGGGGAGAGUUCUGCCAAGCUGGAGGCGCUGCGAUUGUGGCGGCAAGAGGCUGCCAGGUGGCGCGAGGAGAUUGGCCGGCAGGAGCGGAGCCUAGGGCUUGUAGGGAAGGGCGUGGGGAUGUUGGGUGGGGGGAGAGGGGUUAGAGAGGGAGGAGGAGAAGGGGAAGGUAAAGGGGGUGGAAGAGGAAGGGAGGAAGGCAAUGGUAGGUCAGAAGGAAGAGAGGGAGAGGAAGGACGAGAAGGAGCACGAGAAGGCAUGGAGACUGGCACUGCUGCUGCUGCUGCUGCUGCUGCUGCUGCUGAUGCUGAUGCUGCUGUUCCUGAUGCGGCUGCUGCUGUUCCUGGUGUUGCUGCUGCUGCUUCUGCUGCUGCUGAUGCUGCUGUUCCUGGUGCUGCAGCUGUUAUUUGUGCUGCUGCUGCUGCUGCUACUGGCGCUGUUGCUGUCACUGGUGCUCUUGGCCCCCCACCCCCCGUCACCACCCCCAGGUGCAUGCUUCCCAUUCUUGAAAUCGGUUACCUGGCCCUCGGCCAUUCCCUCACCGGGUCCUCCCCCCGCUGUGACUUCUGCGGCCUGCCCGGCCACACCCUGUUGACUUGCGCUGAAACGCUUGACUCUGAGACCUCUGCUCUGAUUGGCCGGCUGGCUGCCAAGGGGGAUGUGGAUAGGGGGGUGGAGAGGUGGAAGAGGAAGCGAGAGGAGGAGAGGAGAGAGGAGGAGAGGAGGGGCGGGAAGAGGAGAAGACGGGGAGAGGGAGGUGGGGAGGAGGGGCGAGGAGAGAGGGGGAAGAGGGCCGUUGGCGCUAUAGAAUCUGCAGGAGGUCUAGGGAGACUAGACGGGAUAGGGGGGGUUGAGGAGGGGUUGGGGGAAGCUGGGGAUUUUGGGGUGGUUGCAAGUAUAGCAGGAAUUGGUUCGUAUCUGCCAUAUGGGGCAUCUCGUCCCUCUUCCGUUCCGCCUGCGCUGGCAAGGGCUCUGGGCUUAAAACGAGGACUGGGUGUACCGAACAGCAACAGCGAAAGUGCGGGGCGUAUGUCGAGUUGUGGGGGAAACAGUAACGUGCUUAUGGGUGCUCUUGUUAGUGGAGCAGGUGCGCCUGGGGGAGGUAUUAUCGGGACUCCACGUGAAUUGUUGUUGGGAGAAAUCACUAACGCAUCUGUGGGUGCUCUUGUUAGUGGGGCAGGUGCAGCUGGGGAAGGUGUACUUCAGCAAUCAGGGAUACGGGCAGCAGGAGCAGGAGGGGUGUUCUUAGCACCGCAUGACUUGUGGGUUGUUGGAGGAGUAGGAAGUCGGGGAGCAGGGAGGCAGGGGGAGGUGAGAGAGGAGAGGGGAAGAGAAGAGGUAUAUGCUGCUGAUGGUGCUGGUGGUGCUGGUGCUGCUGGUGAUCAUGGUGGUGCCGCUGCUGCUGCUGGUGCUGGUGGUGCUUGUGAUUAUGGUGGUGCUGCUGCUGCUGAUGAUGGUGAUGGUGUUGGUAGUGGUGGUGUGGCCGCUGAUUAUGAAGAGGCAGCAGGAGGGGAGGAAGGUGAAAGGAAGGCUUGGAAUAACAGUAAGGAGUCUCGGAGGGCGUAUGGGGGGGUAAGCAGUCUGGCAAAGGAUGUAGAAGGAGAAUGUGAGGUGAAAGGGGUGGAGGGUGUUUUUGAAGGGUGUAAUUCUCAAAAGCACCCUUCAAAGGAUGUGGAAGGAGAGUGUGAGAAAGGGGAGGAGGAUGGCAAGGGGGGAGGGAAGGAGCUGGGGAAGGGAGGAGCGGGGGGUUGCAGUGAGAAUGGAGAGUUGCCUGGUGAGGCAGGGGCUGCUUUUGAGGCGCCUCCAAAGCGAAAGGGAGGAGCGGGGGGUUGCUGUGAGAAUGAGGAGUUGCCUGGUGAGGCGGGGGUGGACAAAAGAGAGGGCGAGCAGAUGGAGGAGAUUGAAGAGAAGGGUCCGGAGGAGAGAGGGAAUGGCGACAGGAAGGCAGGGGAGAGUAAUGGGAAGGAAGACGAGCUGGUGGGGAAAGGCCGGGGAGGAGAGAGAGGAGAAGCGAGAGAGGAAGGGGAGGAUUUGCAAGAGAGGAAGGAAAGAGAGGAAGCUAGUGAAGGGGACCAAGAGAUGGAGAGAGGAGAAGAGGCAGAAAGAGAUGAAGCGGUGGGAGAAGCCAGGGAUGAUGGGCCUACGCCCGUGUGCCUGUGGUGUCUGGCAGAAGGCCAUUGGGCGGCGGAGUGUGCUGACCUGGCGAGGACCCGGGUGAAGCACGCAACCAGUAGCAGGGAGACUGGUGGCAGGGACACAGCUGGCACGGGCCGAGCAACCACUGGCACUGGAAGGGACACCAUGGGUACAGGGAGGGAGACUACUGGUACGGGGGUUGGUACGGGGGUUGGUACUGGGGUUGGGACUUCGCUGACUGGGCCUGGGACGUGCAGGGAGGUGUCGAAUACAAUGACGCUGAGGGGGAUGGUGUUAUCAGGCAGGGAAGCAGUGGGAACGGGCAGGGAAACAGUGGGAAGAACAGUCAAGGCAGGAGCACCAGCAGCAGAGGCAGGAGAAGCAGCAGCAGAGGUAGAGGCAGCGGCAGCAGCAGAGGGAGGAGCAGCAGCAGGAGAAGGAGCAAGAAGAGCAGAAGCAGAGGCAGGGGAAGGUGCAGUGGUGGGAAUAGAUACGUGCAUGCUAGAUGAUUUUGACGGUGACUCAAGGCAGGAUGCCAGGGGAGGUCAAUCAUUUGUACAGGCACCUGGCGCUGUUUCAUGGGACUUGGACUUGGAGCCAGUGGCAGAGCAAACAGCCACAGCAGCUGUAGCAGUAGAAAGUUUUGUCGGUGCCAAAAGGCGGGAAGCCAGAGCAGAUAGAGCAUCUCUACAGGCACCUGGUGCUGAUUCUUGGGACUUAGAACCAGUGGCAGGGCAAGCAGACGUCGCAGCAGCAGUAGGAGCGGCAGCAGCAGUAGGAGCGGCAGCAGCAGUAGGGACAGCAGCAGAAGCAGGGCCGGCAGCAGCAGGGGCAGCUGCAGAGGUAGCAGUAGAGACAGCAGGAGAGGCAGCAGGAAGAAGUGCAGCAGCAGGCGCGUCGCCAGCUGCAGCGCACAGACCCACAGGUGCAGCAGGAGCAGCUCGGGCAACAGGGGAGGCCGUUUUUGAGAAUUCUCAAAAACACCGAGCAACAGGGGAGGCCUGCAAGUCCAUGGAAGCGCCUGACCAAGGGAAAGGAGAGGCGGGCACGAGGAAUGUGGCUCCGGGAGAGGGAAAUGCACGGGCAGAUAUGCCCUGUUCCUCUGCCCUGCUCCCAGGCUGGUUUGCCCUCUUUGACCUGAGUCCCACUUGCAGCACCGCACAGGGGGGCAGCAGCCUGCCCCCUGGCCUGCUCGCCUCCAUAGAAUCGUUGCGGCUCUCCCGAAGGGACGUUGUCCAGAUUCAAAGCCAUCCAGGUGUCAGGGCGCGAGUGGUUGGCUUCUUCCUCCGCCUCCGCUUGGGCAAGAGGGAGGAGGAUCUGGGCGGCACUGGUUACCGCAUGGCCAAAAUACUAGGUGUCGUGCGCAAGCAAGCCGUUGAAUCCUUACCCUCGUCCGCGGACUCUGCUGGAAUGGCGCUUUCUGUAGAUAUGGGUGACGGGGAAUACACGGUAGACGGCCAUUACGUCUCCAACAAGCCUUUCCUCGAGGUUGAGGUUCUAGAGUGGUGUAGAAAGAUAUGGCUAAAGGGUGGAGCUGCGUUGCUUGCUCCCAUCCUCUCUUCAAAGGAUAUGGAGUCCAAGAUUUGUGAGAGACGCAGCUGGAGCUGAAAGAGGGAAGCACUAACAGCAUGGAAGUAUGAGCAUACAUCAUUUCAACAUGUGAUUCCAAUCUGUUUUUGCUUUGUUGCUUGUUUUUAUCAUGUAUUGUUUUUCCACUAGAAAGGGUGGAAGGGUGGUUCUAUUC
This is a messenger RNA of Closterium sp. NIES-67, 9209 nucleotides long. The record is from the annotation of a GenBank genome assembly. NCBI's taxonomy places the organism in Eukaryota, Viridiplantae, Streptophyta, Zygnematophyceae, Desmidiales, Closteriaceae.